UCUAUUUAUGUCAUCGAUGAUUCGCCAAAAAUAAACGCAAAUGAUACGUCUGGAUGGUUUCACAUCGUCUAUAAUACAAUGCACAAGCAGCUCUUGGAUCAUUCUGAAAAUGAGCACUAACUGAAUUGCAAACUACGAUUUUAAUUGCAGUGUCAAAGUUUCAGGAAAUCAAAUUAUUCACCAAAUUAGUCACUCUUGGAAACUCGUUUUAAAAACUUAGGUUUAUCUCUCUCCAACUCGGUUGUAAAUUGUCAACAAACGAAAGAGUCUUUCUAUCAUGACAAAGACAAAUAUGACUGCACAGGAGUGGAAAGAGAAGGGCAAUGAAGAAUUUAACAAAGGCAAUUGGUUUGAAGCCUUGAGUUACUACACAAAUGCAUUGAAACUAGUAAACGAAGAUAACGCUGACAAAGCAUUGUACUACAAAAAUCGAGCUGCCGCUCAUUUAAAAUUAUGCGAUUACGAAAACGUAAUUAAAGACUGCGACAAUGCCUUAAAGAUAUGUUCUAAUGAUCCCAAAGCAUUGUUUCGUAGAUGUCAAGCAUUAGAAGCAUUAGAAAGAUUUGAGGAGGCAUAUCGAGAUGCAAGGAAUAUUAUUUUAUCUGAUCCCAAUAACAAAAUUAUUCAGCCCAUAGUGGCACGCUUACAUGAAAUUGUACAAGAACGUCAUAAGGAAAAUUCACGUAUUAGUGCCAAAGUAUCACAAAUGUUAGAUCUAGCAUUUAACGUGAACGCAGAUAAAGAAAAACGUGAAACCGCUAUGAAUAAUCUACUUGUGCUCGCACGUGAGAAAGCUGGUGCCGAGGAGAUCUUUAAACAAAAAGGUUUCAAAAUAGCAGAGCUUGUGAAAAUCGAAAAGAGUGAAGAAGUAAUUUGUAGCGCGAUUCGUAUUGUAGGCGAAUUAUGCAAAAACAAUAUUAGUCGAACUGAGUUUAUUAUAAAAAAUCUUGGUGUGUCUUGGUAUUUAGAAAUGAUGAACAGCACAUCUACAGAGAGAGUCAACGCAUCUCAAUAUUGUUUACAGAAUAUACUGAAUGCUUACAGUGGUAUGGAUAAUAAACCUGAUUCUAAACCCGAUAAGGCUUUGUGCGAGACACAUAAGAAAGAAAUAGACACGAUUCUGUCGUGUUUAUUGUACAGUAUAACGAAUAGAACAAUAACAGGCCUUACAAGAGACGCUAUAAUAGAACUUAUUAUGCGUAACAUUCAUUAUACUGCAUUAGACUGGGCUGAACGAUUGGUCGAGCUUCGCGGUUUGCAGAGAUUGAUGGAAGUGGCCAGUGAAAUGGAAGAAUAUAAAUAUGAAUCCUCAAUGAACAUAACGUCUUCCACGCGAACUAUAACUAGUGUGUGCUUAGCUAAAAUAUAUGAAAACAUGUACUAUGAUGCUGCUAAGGAGAAAUUUAGCAAUGCUAUUGAUGAGUUUAUUAAAGAUAAAUUGCUUUCGCCUGACAUAGAAUCCAAGGUACGUGUUGUAGUUGCGAUAACAACUUUAUUAUUAGGCCCACUAGAUGUUGGAAAUGCAGUUGUGGCUAAAGAAGGGAUUUUAGAGAUGAUUCUCGUUAUGGCAGGAACGGAUGAUGUAUUGCAGCAAAAAGUGGCUUGUGAAUGUAUCGUGGCUGCUGCGACUAAAAAAGAUAAGGCCAACGCAAUCAUAAGUCAAGGUGUAAAUAUAUUAAAGAAGCUGUAUUUAUCUAUGGAUGAUUCAAUUCGGAUUCGAGCAUUAGUGGGUUUGUGCAAGUUGGGCAGUUCUGGAGGCACGGAUGCGACUAUUAGACCAUUUGCGGAUGGAGCGACAAAGAAAUUGGCCGAAGCUUGCAGACGGUUCUUGAUUAAUCCCAAAAAAGAUAAAGAUAUGAGAAAAUGGGCUGUAGAAGGUCUGUCAUAUCUCACUUUCGACGCUGAGGUCAAAGAGAAGUUGAUCGAAGACCAACAAGCCGUACAAGCGAUGAUUGAGCUCGCCAAAACUGGCGAUCAGUCGGUUCUCUAUGGCGUGGUUACGACAUUGGUAAACUUAUGCAACGCUUACGAUAAGCAAGAGCUCAUACCAGAGAUGAUAGAAUUGGCAAAGUUUGCCAAACACCAUAUUCCCGAGGAACACGAACUGGACGACAUUGACUUCGUAAAUAAAAGACUAUGCACGUUAACGAAGGCUGGUGUGACCGGCGCUCUGGUGAGCCUCGCCAAAACGGAGAGCCAGAACAGCAAGGAAUUGAUAGCCCGCGUUUUCAACGCGAUAUGUAGUCAACAGGAAGUGAGAGGAAUGAUCGUCCAACAAGGUGGUACGAAGGCUUUGCUGCCGUUAGCGUUGGAUGGCACAGAUAAGGGAAAGAAGCAAGCCUCGCAAGCCCUGGCUCGUCUGGGAAUCACGAUAAAUCCGGAGGUCGCAUUUCCCGGUCAGAGAAUCAUGGAAGUUGUCCGGCCGUUCGUAAAUCUCCUGAACCCGGAGUGUUCUGCUCUCGAAAAUUUCGAGAGUCUAAUGGCUUUGUGCAAUUUAGCUGGCGUCAACGACAGCGUGCGAAAACGUAUAUUGAAGGAGGGAGGAUUCCAGAAAAUCGAGGCCUAUAUGUAUGAGGACCACGAUAUGUUGAGACGUGCGUCCACACAAGUAAUAAACAAUUUGAUAAUAUGCGAGGACAUAAUUCAAUAUUUUGAACAAGAAAAUGAUCGAGUCAAAUAUCUCGUAAUAUUGUGCGAGGACGAAGAUGAAGACACUAGUAUAGCAGCGGCUGGAGCUCUAGCAAUGCUGACGUCUGCCAGCCAAAAGGCUUGCGAGAAAGUUUUUGACUCGAAAGAUUGGCUGGAAUCUCUGCGCUUUUUACUCGCUAAUCCAAAUAGCGACGUACAACAUAGAGGUGUUGUAAUUGUGCUAAAUAUGAUGAGAAGCACGAAAGACGUCGCUGCAAAACUCAUUGAAACGGACAUAAUGGAACUGUUGAUGGCAUUGAGCAAAAACGAUAAUAUACAAAAUGAGAAGAUCAGGGAAUUAGCAUCCACUGCUUUAGAGGCUGCUGCGGAAUGGAAACUAAUCAAGAAAAAUGACGAAGAAAACGAAUUGUCACAAAGCACUAGUGCAGAACAUGUCGAUUAA
Molecule: messenger RNA, 3091 nt
Organism: Mycetomoellerius zeteki
Lineage: Eukaryota; Metazoa; Arthropoda; Insecta; Hymenoptera; Formicidae
Gene: unc-45
Product: unc-45 myosin chaperone
Exons: 5
Coding region: 278-3091 (937 amino acids)
Cellular component (GO): cytoplasm
Molecular function (GO): Hsp90 protein binding
Source: RefSeq, a predicted model, not a curated record